This is a messenger RNA of Rotaria sp. Silwood2, 599 nucleotides long. NCBI's taxonomy places the organism in Eukaryota, Metazoa, Rotifera, Eurotatoria, Philodinida, Philodinidae. The record is from the annotation of a GenBank genome assembly.
AUGGGUCUUCGUUAUAUUACGAAUAAUCGACAUCGAGAAUCUGUAUCUUCUUCUACUAGUCGUACAUAUUAUAAUAAAACAUUUGAAGAUACAACUGAUUUAUUUCUAUUUGCUUGUGCACAUGGUGAUUAUAUGCUUGUACAUCGACUUUUAAUAGAUAAUGAAGUUGAAGCUGAUGUAUCAAAUAAAAUGGGUAAAAGUGCUCUUCAAUUAGCUAUUGAAAAUGAACAUUUUGAAGUUGUUAAAGUUAUACUUGAUAAAAUUCCUUAUGAAAAAUUUCGUGAUGCACUUCUAUUGGCAAUUUAUUUGGGUCAUACAAAUAUAGCUGAUUUUAUUAUGAAUCAUCCAACCUAUCGAACAUUUAGCGGUGGUUUUCUUGAUCCAACACAUCCACAAGCAUAUGAUGAUUCACAAUUUAGUUCUGAUAUUAGUAAGUAUUUCAAUUAGAAUUCAUACGAUAAUCUUAUUAUUUAGCCUGAUGAAUGUACUGAGAACUCAGGGUAUCCUACUAUUAGAGUAUGUUACAGGAACCUUUGAGUACUUAAUGGGUUUUUACCACUUGAUUACAAAAUGCUUGUAAAUGUUCAAUUUAUUAACUU